AUGAGUGAAGCAAGCCCAGUUCUGCAAUUCGGCCCCGAUUUACAAGAGUACGCGAUUUCUGACCGGGAGUUUCUUCGCCAGCAUCCUGAAUAUGACAUCCUUUGUACUGGUGUAGUCGUCUUCAAUCGCGAUAGGAAGCUCUUGCUAGUGCAGCGUGCCAAAGACGAAAAGGCAUUUCCCAAUGCAUGGGAAAUUCCAGGAGGCAAGGUAGAUGAUACCGACGAAACCAUCCUACACGCCGCCGCUCGUGAACUGAAAGAGGAGACCGGCCUUGUUGCGACCCGGGUCCUUCGAAAGGUCACACAAUUCACUUUCGACGACAGGCGGCCAGGACGUGCAAACAAGACGUGGCUGAAGUUCAUCUUCGAGAUGGAGGUUGAGGACGCCAGCCAUGUCAGUCUGGAUCCCGUUGAGCAUCAAGACUUUCUAUUUGCCACAGAAGAGGAGGUGGCUGCGGAACAAAGCGGAGAGGUGAAGCUCGCAUAUGUGAGCGAGCCCAACAAGAUGGUGAAACUGGAGGCUUUCAGACUCCGAAAGAUGGUGAGAUGA
Messenger RNA from Plenodomus lingam JN3, 549 nucleotides. The record is from RefSeq and is a predicted model, not a curated record. NCBI's taxonomy places the organism in Eukaryota, Fungi, Ascomycota, Dothideomycetes, Pleosporales, Leptosphaeriaceae.